Clonostachys rhizophaga is the source of this 420-nucleotide messenger RNA. The record is from the annotation of a GenBank genome assembly. Lineage: Eukaryota; Fungi; Ascomycota; Sordariomycetes; Hypocreales; Bionectriaceae.
AUGGAGUUGGUGGCUUGUGUUCCCGAUCAAAUCAUAGAGCAGGUUAGUGUUGGUGCUACGCUAGCCAAUGAAAGAUUCUAUGCCUUUCUUGCCCAGCUCUCGGAGUUGGGCUUCUAUAAACUGAAUGAAACCGUCAGCUGGUGCUAUGAUGCUGUGGCUGGCACCGUCGACUUUCAAACAGGGGAUCUUAGAGAAGAUGAGAUCCGUCUGCUGUGUCUCUGGCUCAUCUACGCGCCCAACAAACUCCGACAAGAUGCUCUACUGAGAAGGGAAGAUCGGCCCGGUCCUUUUAGGCCGGAAUUUUGGGGCCUAUGGAAACAGAUUUUGGUUCAAUACCAGGAUAAAUUUGAGGAUAAUGACACCCAAGACUUGAUCUUCAAAGCUCAAGCAUGCAUGGCGGGUGUUGAAAAUUCAAUAUAG